Molecule: messenger RNA, 1314 nt
Organism: Miscanthus lutarioriparius
Lineage: Eukaryota; Viridiplantae; Streptophyta; Magnoliopsida; Poales; Poaceae
Source: the annotation of a GenBank genome assembly
AUGGCGGCUACUCUUGCGCGGCUGCUGCCUCUUCUCCUCCUGCUGCUCCCGCCUCCCCUCCGGGAGUACCUCUCGGCGAGCGAGAUCCAGCAUGGGGCAAAGGACGACGCUGCCACCGGGGUGCUCCACCCCAUAGUCAUGGUACCUGGGGUGAUCUGCCCUCACGUGGAGGCGCGGCUAACCGAGGCGUACCAUCCGUCGGUGCCGCGCUGCGGCGCGAUGAUAGGGAAGCCGUGGUUCGGGCUCUGGGAGAACGCCACGGACGUUCCGGCCCACGACUACCUCGAGUGCUUCAAGGAGCAGAUGAGCCUCGUCUACGACCCGGCUGCCAACGAGUACCGGAACCCGCCUGGUGUGGACACGCGCAUCCCCAACUUCGGCUCGGCGAGUGGAUUCAGCGACAAGAGGCCUCUUCACACGGCGUUGUGCCUGGCGGUCCUCAGAGAAUCACUGGAAAGCAUCGGCUACCACGACGGCGACACGCUCUUCGGGGCUCCUUACGACCUGCGCCAUGCGCCGCCGUUGCCUGGCCAGUCAUCCGAGGCGUUCUACUUCGAGCAGGUGACGCGGCUGGUGGAGGACGCGAGCAGCAGCAACGGAGGGAAGAAGGCCAUCCUGUUCGGGCACAGCUACGGCGGGCUGGCGGCGCUGGAGUUCGUGCGGAGCAAGCCCCUGGCGUGGCGUAGCAAGUACGUCAAGCACCUCAUCCUCAUCGCGCCCACCAUCCCGGCCCACGGGUUCGUGGACGCGCUAAGGAACCUCAUCCAGGGCACAGACAAGCUCUACGUCCCCGGAACCACCCCGCUGUCCCUGAGGGCAACGUGGCGGACCUUCGAGACUGCCAUGGUGAACAUUCCGUCCCGGUCGGUGUUCGGGCACGACCCGCUCGUGACCACCAAGCAGAGGAACUACUCCGCGUACGACAUGGAGGACCUCCUGGCCGCCAUCGGCUUCGGCGACGGCGUGGAGCCGUACAGGAGGCGGCAGCUCCCCAGGACUCGCGGCGAUUUCCAGGCACCACUGGUUCCCGUGACGUGCCUCUACGGGGUUGGCAAAAGCACGCCGCGGCGCCUGGUUUACUGGGACGGCGACUUCGAUGCGCCCGCGGAGUUGGUCUACGGCGACGGCGAUGGGACGGUCAAUUUGGCUAGCAUGUUGGCGUUCGAUGACAAGAUGCGCCAGCACCCGGUGCAGAGGAAGCAGUUCAAGUCCAUCAAGCUUGCUGGGGCUGGGCACAGUGACAUUGUCCAACUUCAAUGGGCGCUACAGAGGGUCGUGCAAGAAAUACAGGAAGCCAAUCGGGUUCCCUCCUAA